CUAUUUUUGUGUUGGUAGCUGUAUCAUCCUCUUCUUCUUCCUCAGCGUCAUCUUUUUCCCUCAACGCAAUGAGCGCCUGCAAAACCCUAGCCCGUUCAUCGUUCUCUUGUCUUGACUGCAAUCUACGAAACAACAUCUCGCGGAGAUUCUCUUCGGUCUCUAAUCGAUACCCCUGCUCAAUCCCUGCAAUUUGUUCUUCCAAUUUCUUCUCCUCCUCUAACCUCUCUCGAAAUAGAGGGUUUAUACAAUUCAAAACUUGCAAACGCAGAUGUUUCGGUUGCGUUGAUACAGCUCUUCCAGUUGAAACAAGUGAUUUCUCAGACGAAAUAGUGACACCAAACUUAACUCUUGAACCACUAGAGAACUCAUCGAAAGAUGCCGUGGAAGAAAUGCUAUCCAACAGGGAUGAUGUAUUGAGAUUGAUGAAAAUGGAACGCAGACCUGAAGUUUACAACAGCAGCCUCUUUGCUCAAACGAAGUGUUGGUUUCCAUAUCUCGAUGAGUUUAAGGCGGGGGGUACAGUUUUGAGUAGUAGUGAAGUGUUGGAAGCCAUGGAUCCUCAUAUAAUGGAGGCAAGGAAGGAAAGAUUUAGAAAUGUGGCAAAGAAACGGAGCUAUUCAAUCUGUUUGGUGGUUGAAGGUUUGUCUGAUUUUGGGAAUGUUUCGGCUGCAUUUCGGUCAGCAGACGCACUCGGGCUUCAAUCCGUUCACGUGAUUAAUCUCAACAACUCCAAAAGGUACAGAGAAAAUCGCAAUGUCAGCAUGGGAGCUGAGAAAUGGUUAGAUGUUGAACUUUGGAACUCUACCCAGGAUUGCUUUAAGGUUUUGAAAUCCCGUGGUUACCGCAUCGCUACAACACACCUUGGAAUGGAUGCGGUUUCAGUGUAUGAUAUGGAUUGGUCAUGCCCCACAGCAAUAGUUGUUGGAAACGAAAAUAGGGGGAUAAGUGACAAGGCUUUGGAGUUAUCAGAUAUGCGUUGUAGUAUUCCAAUGAGUGGGAUGGUGGAUUCCUUCAAUGUUUCAGUUGCAGCAGGGAUUCUUAUGCACCAUGCUGUUUGUGACAGAACAAACCGCCUGGGUCAUCAUGGUGAUCUAUCGAUGGAGGAGAGCCAAAUCCUACUGGCGGAGUUCUCUCUGCGUCACAGCCAAAGCGCAAUUAGCAUUGUUCAUGAGUACGCAAAGAGGAAGGUACCCAAGCCCUUGCCAAAGCUUUGAUAGAGACUGUAACUAUUUAACUCUGUGGACGGAAGAUCGUUCCAAGCAGUGUCUUUUGGAGAUCAUACAGUGGAUUUGACUUGGCUAUGGAUGUGGAAGGUGAUGGAUGCAGCCGGUGAACUGCACAAUUUUGUGUUGUCCAUUCAACGGACCAGGAAUUUUUUGUGCAAUCCAAUUGAGUACUGUUGGUUCAUAAUGCAAAUGGAGUGUUGUAUUUCUGAAUGUGCAAUUGGUUAUUUUCCACUCCGAAAGUAGUAACUUUGGCUAGACUUUUGGAAAACCUUGCCAUUGAAGAAGAGAUUAGAGAGAGAAACUGGCUUGUAAAAAUUCUUUGUUCACAAUAUUAGCAAUCUUCUGUGAUAGUGUAAUGAGAUGUAAUUUUGGUGAA
Messenger RNA from Rhododendron vialii, 1602 nucleotides. RefSeq lists its product as uncharacterized. Gene Ontology annotation, molecular function: RNA binding. NCBI's taxonomy places the organism in Eukaryota, Viridiplantae, Streptophyta, Magnoliopsida, Ericales, Ericaceae. The transcript has 7 exons. Bases 69 to 1214 code for a protein of 381 amino acids. Gene Ontology annotation, biological process: tRNA guanine ribose methylation. The record is from RefSeq and is a predicted model, not a curated record.